Messenger RNA from Pocillopora meandrina, 9367 nucleotides. Lineage: Eukaryota; Metazoa; Cnidaria; Anthozoa; Scleractinia; Pocilloporidae. The record is from the annotation of a GenBank genome assembly.
AUGAAUCCAACGGCUGGAUUAAGUUUGGAGGAGAGAAAUUCUUCCAUUUCUUCAGAUCAGUGCUUUGUCUUGCCAGAUCCAAGCUUUAACACAGUAAUGGAUCGUCACACGACGAACCUUGUCACAGCCAUUAUAAACGGCUUAUGUUCACCUUUCGCCGUUGUGGCCAAUUUCCUAGUAGUGUUUGUGAUCGCACGAAACGGCGGCCUUCACUCGCCGUCCAACCUUCUUUUGGCCAGCUUGGCGUCCUCUGACUUCUUGGUCGGUCUUCUGGUACAACCAUGCUACAUUGUGUUCCGCUUACAGGAAAACAUUUUGCAUUUUGUGCCCUGUCUGUUUAGAGUGAUUUAUUCCGAAAGCUUCUGGGUGUGUUAUGGAGUGUCGUUUCUGACACUAAGCGCCAUCAGUUUUGAACGCUAUAUUGCGCUGCGCCUACAUCUUCGCUACAAAGAGCUGGUUACUACACAGCGCGUUUUAAAGCUGGUUGUCAGCCUCUGGGUUUUGGAAAUCACUCUGACUUCCUUGGAAUGGAUCUGGAAAAGUGGGCAUUUGCGGAAAAUUCACGCUUUCCUCUUACUUAUCUGUCUCUUGGCCACCUUUGGCACACAUAUCAAAAUAUUUUGGAUUCUCCGUCGACAUCAGCGUCAAAUAAACAGCUUCAGUCACAUGCCACCAAAGAGGAAUCUUCAGCGCCAAACAAGACUCGCAGUGAAUGUCUCGUACAUCGUUGUAAUCUACAUAACCUGCAACAUCCCAGUAUUACUCAUCAUGGCGUAUCUUUUCGCUGGAGGACAUCUCGACAAUUUUAAUAUUUGCAGCUGGACUGAAACUAUAGCGUUUUUAAAUUCGUCGAUUAAUCCUAUCAUCUGUUGUUGGAGGAACAGAGGGAUACGAAAAGCCGUCUCAGCGAAGAUCGUUUGUUUGAAUAAAACAUUGACUAAAAUGGAACAUGGCAAUACAUCCGUUGCGACGAAGGGAAAUAAAAUGAGAUUGUCAGCUUAUGUCAUCCAGAGGAAAUGAAGGUGAAGAACUCAAUUAAAAAGUUGAGAGAUAUUACGAGUUUUGCAGGGCGUAAUUACAACUUGGAAUGUUUAAGUUAAUUUCGAUCGAGAAUCGUAAAAACAGAACGAAAGUAAUAAAAAAAGUAAUUAGUAAUUAAGUGGUAAUAUUUCAAGGAGCCAAAAUGAAUUCAACCCUUUUGAAACCUAACGCCAAACUGCAAUGUCGUAAAUUUCUUAAGGCACUUACUAGGAUGAAUUUGACCAACAAUCAAAUAUAUCUUGAUUUCGCGCUCAUCUCAUUUAUUCUCGUGACUUUAAUGUUUGAUUAAAGGGUAAUGUAGUAAUGAGAUAUUAUAUGCUUGUCACUCUUAAGGAUUAAACGGUUUAAGAAAGUACGAGAAACGUACUGAAGGGCGGGAAAACGCGAGUGACCAAGUCGCUUUUAGGUUCUUUACGUAAUUGGUCGAGAUAACAGCGUGUGUUUCCUACGCCAAUCAUCGAACGAAAUGGCGUAAAACCUAUGUAAUUGGUGAUUGCAUUUAAUAUUCAGCCGAAAAAAGCUAGAUAUUCUUCAUCUGAUGUUAGAUAAUAUCACAUGAAAUUUAUUUGUGGCGUUUGGAAUCGUGUUAAUGCGCCAAAAAAACUCUCAUUUUCGUGUUUUAUCACCUGUCACGUUUUUAAUCAAUUCUCAACAACACUUUCUGAAAGUACUGCAUAUGCUUGGUUUUCAACAAUAGGCUGAAUCUAAAUUUCACAACUUCCUCUGUCAAGCAUAAAAAACAGUAUUGUAUGACUAGUAUUACUCUUCAGCCUUGAUAUGACAUUAUUCAUCUAUAUAUACUCGAACUCAUUCACGAAGGUACAAUCUUUUUUGUACAAUACAGUCGAACCUCGAUUAUCCGGACAUCGAUUAACCGGACUUUUCGAUUAUCCGGACUUUUUCUCUGGUCCCGCUUUUUUCAUGAAUAUUAAUGACAUUAGAUAUUAAAAACUUUAGGAGGUAAAAAAAUUCAGAUAUUAUGUUAAAAGUCAGGAAAAUUGCGUUUAAAACAGCGCAUUACACGCUCCGCUUUCGAAAGAUCGAGCGCUCGGAGACAAAAAGAGACGAAGUAUUCUAAUGCGUUCAGCUGAAUUUUGAUUUGUUCGGUACUGUUUUUGUUGCUAAGCUGAGCGUGGGUUAUGUGAACACACGAGACGAUCAUAACUCAAAACGACAACGUGUCUACGAAGCGAAAGCGAUCUGUUGAAGCAAACUUUUAGAAUUAAAAAUGUGUUAUCUUUAUUUCUUUUGUUUACAUUGUCUCAUUAAUAUUCAUAUUUACGAUUAUCCGGACUCUCGAUUAUCCGGACUAUUUACCCCAGUCCCACCGAGUCCGGAUAAUCGAGGUUCGACUGUAAUAUAAACUUACCAAACAAUAAGAACACUCCAAAUCUAUAGUAGACUUAAAAGCUUCAGGUUCCCUUUUAAAUAUAGAGUUUCACGCUAAGAACAACUCCUCUUGCCGUCACUGCAAACGAAGUUGUUGUUCAUGUGGUACACUCUUGUAAAUAUGUAUGUAUUUCAGUUCCAAAUUGCAUUGUAUAUAUUUUGCACAAUAUUAUGCAUGGAAAUAAACGAAUGCGUAUUUAAAGAAUACAAAGUAAAUGAAGCAAGCAAUCAAAAGAAGUAAAAAUUGACUCUUAAAUUAAGGCGAGAGUUUAUUGCUUGACGCUAUUUGGUCCAUUGAUCAAACUGAUGACAAAUGUCGAAGCCAAGGUCAUUGGACAGAAUUCUGACAAGUUAGAAGGGAGAAACGUUCUCAUAAGGCUAAAUUUAAUUUGCACCUUUGAAAUUGUGCGUUCAGACCAAUAACUUCUCGAAAUAAAUACACUUCAUAAACUCUAGUACGAGACGAAUUGACUUCGAGUAUGAAAAGAAAAAAAAGAACAAAUUUUAUUCCCUCUUCAGUUCGAAAUUUUACCGAAGAAUUUUCUUUUAGUGAAUGAACAAAAAAAAGAGUUUGGAUGUUAAUUGUAUUUCAAUAUUCGCACCAAAAUUCAUACCAUGGUUUUAAACACUCUCUUAUUUGUUUUGUUGCUGUGCCAUUUAUUUCAGCUGUUCAUUAAAAGAAACAAAGAUUUUAACGCAUAUGCUAAUGCAAGCUUACCAUCGCGGAAAAACAUAUUGAAAUGACGACCGCUGUCAAGAAGUUAAUAACCUGACUUCAAACCUUUUUGUCAGAAAUUUUGGACAUUGAGACAGCAUCUCAAUUUUACGAACAGCAUGCUGGUUUGUCAGUGUGGUAUGGAAAUUACCAUGUCGUUCUAACUUUGAAGCUUAGAUACUGACGCGGAUGAUCCUCAAAUGGGGUUGAAUCAGUCGGAGGAGUGUUUCUUUCUUUUGGAUCCAGAGUUCCAUAAUGUUCAAUACCGCUAUUCCACCAACUUUGCAACGAGUAUCAUCAGCGCCAUAUUUUCUCCCGUUGCUGUCACUGCAAAUUUCGUCGUUCUUUAUGUAAUUUUCCGCGCUGCAUGGCUUCGAGAUCCUUCCAACCUGCUCUUGGCCUGCUUGGCCGCCUGUGAUAUGCUGAUCGGUGUUAUUGUCCAGCCCAGCUAUGUCUCAUUCCGGCUGAGUGAAAACAGAGACCAUUUCGUGCCAUGCUUUGUAAGAAUAAUCUACUCGACGUCAUUUUUUAUCUGUUACGGAGUGUCUUUUCUGACGCUUAAUUCUAUAAGCUGCGAACGCUACAUCGCCUUGACAAUUCAUCUUCGCUACAAAGCCAUCGUUACCAAACGUCGCCUACUACUAGUCGCCGCUGUAAUAUGGGUCUUAAACGCCUCACUGACUUGCCUUCAAUUUGCUGGCAUCAACGACAUCGUGAGAACAAUUCAUUUAACAAUAUGGUUUGUAUGCUUGUUCACUUCAGGUCUACUGCAGUUUAAAAUCGUCGGGAUCGUUCGUAAGCAUCACGAUCAAAUCCGACGACAAGAACACCAGUUUAACUUGAACGCGAAUAGUUACCGACGCCAGUUAAAACUUGCUACCAGUAUAGCUUAUAUCGUAGGGAUUUAUAUUUUUCUUAACCUUCCAGUUCUUGUAGUAACGACCUACCACCAAAUAGUGAGAGGAAAUUUGAGUACCCUGAAUUAUUACAGCUGGGCAGAGACGGUUGCUCUUUUGAAUUCGUCUCUAAAUCCUUUUAUUUGUUGCUGGCGGAGUCGAAAUAUAAGGAAGGCAAUUUUUAAACUCGUGGCAACAUGGAUAACAUGUAAAACUUCCAGCAAGGGAGGAGAUGAAGAUGUUGUCCAUAACGGUGUAAAAAAUUCAAGAAAGUAUGAAUUUGGUUGUCAUCUGAAUAUGAAGCCACUUCGACUUUAAGAGAUCAACUGUGAAUUGGGAAGAUAAACUGCAAAAAAUUCAUAGCGACAUCUUGAAUUGUUUUUAUUCAUACAAAAAAGAAAAAAAGUUCAAAAAGGAACCUCUAAAAUGGUAAAUAUUGCAAAGUGUUAACCGUUUAUGUACAAAGGACAUUCUUUUAAAACAAACAACUCUACUUGUUUAGAUUAAUAUGUUUACUUACACUGACCGGUGUAUUUGUUUAUGGAAUUGAAUUUAGGAAUAAAUUUUGUUUGAAUUUUAUCUCUAGGUUUUUGUUGAACUGAGUGAUUCAAGAUCUCAAAAUGUCCCAUAUUUCAACAUGAUUCGCAGGUCUCUAGAGACAACGGAGCAAAAAAUCUGGCCAUAGAGAGUUUUCCUUCGCCGACGUAAUACGGAACAUGAGAGAAAAAUUUUCAGAGGAUAUGAUAUGGUCAAUUAGAGCCAUUUAUCUCAUUUUCCAUGAAUAAUUUAACAGCUUUCAAUUUUCUUUUUCGAAUUUAUCUUAUGCAAAUAUUUCGAACCUUUUGCUAAAUAAUGGACUACAUUUGGCUUCUUUAUGCUCGAUGCUUUGUUGGGAAAUUUAUCGGAAAUCAAUGCAUAAUUUUAUGGCUACUAUGCAUUGGUAAGUUUCUAGAUGAAUUCGGACCCAAAAACAGAGCCAAAGUCUUUGUCAUGUCUGUAAUUUGGGAUGUAGUGUCUAUAAAAAAACUUGAAGAUGAUUAUUUAGGGAACUUUUCGUCUCCAUUAUCGGACAAAUCGUUAUUCGAGACGAUUAUGACUAUCGAUGGUUCUUGGCAACGUCUGAAUCUUACUAGAGAAACGUCUUUGUCUGAUAAUGUAGUGUUGGACAAAUAUCUGGGAAUUUUUCUCUCCUUUCGACAGGUGCAAAGUUCCCUGAUCCCCUUGCGAAUUAGCUUCACUCUCCAAAGGCAUAUUACUGGGUUAACAGAGGAGUUAAAAAACGCAGCUGUCUCGGCCCAACUGUACAAAUCGUAGGUAUUUAUAUCAAUUUGAACAAUUUGAUGGACGGUAGUGAUGAGAAGGACUGGAAGAUUGAAUGCCAAAUAAACUGCAACAAUGCAUGCGAUGUUUGCUGCAAACUUUACUUGCAUGUGAGUGUGAUUCGGAAGAUAAAUUUCAGGAUAAGAUGAUUGAAGUCUCUUGAUUUGCUGCUGAUGGUAGCGAAUGAUUGGGAGGAUUCUCAACUGGCUUACAACUGCAGCUAUUAAUAAAAGCAACCAUGAGCCAAGAUGAAUGCCUCUGGCCACCUCGGUAUGGGCCCACUGCAGAAGUGUCAGUAAGAUGUUCGCCAACCAAAUGAGAAUUAUAAGCUUAAAGAUUCUUGACAAACGUAUUAGAUGCGAGUACUUUAGCGGAAAUAGCAGUGCAAGGAGUCUUUCCCAGCUAAUGACACAUAAAAUAACAAGAGAAACGCCAUAGCACACGAAAAACCCGGUGGAGUAGAACAACCGUAAAGCGCAUGGGACAAACUUGUGCGGGUUCUCUAUUAAUCUGAAGGCAACGUAACUUGGCUGAACAAGCAAACCAACGAGAAAAUCGGAAGCAGCUAAACAUCCUAGCAACACGUUCAAGGGUGUCCGAAGAGAUAUCUUUCUGCUGAUAACCAGGAUGAUGAGAAAGUUUGCCGCUACACCGAACGGCGACAACACUGCAUUUAUAACACCUGUUACAAGAUUAGUAGUAGAGCGUUCUGCUGCUUUGCCGAAUUCUGGAUCAGGCAAAAUCAACACGCAAAAGUCCUUCCCAAGAGGACGGAAAUCCGAAGAAACCGUUGUUGACGAGGCGUUCGUGAUGUUGGCCAUGUUUUUCUCAGGGACUUGUCAUCAAGCGCUUUUAAAAAAAAUGUUAAAACAGCUGAUUUAGACCAACUUCAAGAAGACUUGCCAUCUUGUCUUCUGAUGUAUUCAUCUACUUCUUACCCAAGGUGUUCAAUAACACUUAGGUAAACAUGUCAUCGGCGUAGCUAACGAAUACUUGCGGGUGAAAAUGACCUGCCGUGCUACUGGUUAUCAAAUGCAAGACUUCUAUUCUAUGGGUAAUUUAAAAUGCUAAAAUUUAAUGAAAAUUUCGUUGUGAAUAUUUUUUUAAAAACUGUCGUGGUGUAAUAAUAAAUAAAAGAACCAUUAUUUAAUAAUCAAGCCCAAGAUACGUGGGUGGUUUGUUUGGUUGGGAUCAAAAGAAAUUUUUUCAUUGAACUUGACAGGCAUUGCUAAAAAUAUUGACAAGCGAGAGAAAUUUUGAUUAUGGAAGGCCUUGAGAAUAAUAAAAUACAUAUAAUAUUCUACACGAAUCACAAAAUUGACAUCCCGGAAAAAAAAAAAAAAAAAAAAAAAAAAAAAAGCAAAAGAAGCAAGGAAUAACUUUGAGGAAUUAUCCUCUCUAAUUCUCAAAGUCGUGAAAUCUCUUGACCAGUUCUAAUGCAUGUUUUAUUUAACACUGCAAAUAAUAAAUAUUUUCCAUAAUUGAGUGGGUUGCUAGAAGUUGGCAAAACAUCGAUACUCAAAGCAGAUCAACAUUUGCGAAGGUUCAAUAUCGUUUAGUAUCGUAUCUACUUUAGUAAAUGGCAUUAAUUUGGGCUAAACAUGAAUCUUAACGGAAAAAGGAAAAUCUAAGCUUAACAGACGGCGAGAAAAAUCCCGUGUAAGCUUACAAAAAUGUUUAACCAACCAUGAAUAACUCCUAUAUGUGAAAUACUUGUAAAGAACUAAAAAACCAAAGAAGGAUUUCUAUCUUAAGCGCGUUACAAAAUUAUUAUUUUCGUAGUUACAAAAUUCAAUACGGAGAAGAUUUUUGAGCAUUGGUUUAUCUUUGAAAAACUCUCAUUUUGAAAAAAUUUGUGUAGCAUCUUCCAGAUGUCUAAGUUCCCAGCACUUGCCACUUUAAUUUAUUGCGUGAAUAACCUGUGUUAACUAAGUAAACAUGUCUAGAGCCGUUCUAUUUAAAUCUGAAGGAAAUUAUUACGAAUAGAAAGGAGUUGCGGCAAAACUUUCUAGUCAACCUUGUGCUUCUCCUCAGGCUUUGCAAAAAUAAAACGUAAUUUUGCGUAAGUAUCCAUGGAAGUCCAUUUGUUGAAUUUUUAUCCAAAGUUUACGUAAAAUUUAUAUCGCUAUUGUGCGUGUUGUUGUAGGAUUGGCCACCUACGCUUUCCCAAGCCCAAAUUAUUUUAAAGUUGCAAUUAUUCAGUGAAUUAAAAUGAGUGGUGUACAAUUUUAGAUAAACUUCCAGUAUACCAGAUUUUACCAAAAGAUUGAACAAAUAUAAAAUUUAGAACUUAAUUUUUUUAAAAAUUACUUUAAAAACCCUAGAUCGAGGAAAAGGACGCAAAAUAUAUUUUUAUAUCUUACGUGUUUACCGAACCCACUAAUGCAUCGUCAUCGUAAGCUAUUGACAGCAAUUACUGCGUUGCCUGUGAGUUGUCGCUCACCGAUUGCCAAAUUUAAGAUCGAAUUAAGAAGUUACCAAAUCCAUUAGGAUUUUCAGUCUUAUUUUUAUCCUAGCUGUUCUUUACUCUUUAUAGGGAAGUACUGCUAAUGAGUGAAAUCUGCCUGGGGAUUUCUGGGCAUUUGUAAAAACUUUCAACAGAUUGGCUAAAUUUUAACCUGGUAUGAAAUUAUUCAAUUGAUCUCUCUUCUCCUAGACGCACAAUGACAGGUGAUGGACGCUUUUCCUAGUAAUUGUUGCUAGUACUUUCCUUUCAUUUGAAAUUUGCGUUAAAAAAAACCUAUGUGAUAGUUUUGAGCCGUGGAGCGGUUAAAGUUCGUAAGCGCCUCACUUCCAUCGACUGCAAAAAAACAAAACGAUAGCUCUCGACACGCCAACACAGUCGACGGGGAGUUAUAUCUGUUGUUAAAUACAAUACCGAUUGGAGAAAUCAUCACUGAAUAAGUCAAAAUCGUUAAAAACACCUGAUAAUUCCAACCUGCAACCGGAAGAGACUUCCUUGAAUUGCAUUGUUUUACCUAAGGAGAGGCAAACAAAACCGUGUGACAUGGAAUUCUCCGCAGCAGAACAAAAUCUCACAACCGUUCUUCCUUCGAUUGGCUCAACCAAAGAUAGUGGUUGCUUUCAUCUUCCAGAUCCAAAGUUUGACGAGUUCUACCAUCGUAGAACCGCUAACCUAGUGACAGCUGCAAUGAACGCGAUUUUAUCGCCGUUUGCUGUGGCAGCUAAUUUCCUGAUAGUUUUCAUUAUCUACAAAACGUCUUCUCUCCAUUCACCAUCGAACUUGCUGCUAGCCUGCCUUUCCAUAUCAGACAUUUUUGUUGGCCUCGUUCUGCAACCCAGUUAUGUUGCGUAUAGACUGCUAGAAAACCAGCAUGGAUUUGUCCCUUGUUCCGUCAGGAUGUUAUACUCAACAGGAUUCUACGUGUGUUAUGGUGUGUCAUUUAUGACGUUAUGCACCAUUGGGUGCGAAAGAUUACUUGCUCUGCUCUACCAUCUCCGAUACCUUCAAAUCGUCAGCCAGGAUCGUGUAAUGAAAGUAGUUUCAUUAUUAUGGUUUGUUAAUAUAUCCUUAACUUUUCUGCAAUGGGCUUAUAACUAUACUUUUCGAACAAUUCAUCUUGGAUUGUGGGUUACAUCCCUUCUCAUCGCGGUUGCCACCCAAUGUAGAAUUAUUCCUAUAAUAAGGCAUCACCAGAGGCAAAUUCGAAAUUUAAACCAGACACAUUGGCGCGGUCGGCAAAUGCAAAUCAAGCUCGCGAUAAACAUUGCAUCCAUAUUAGGGGUAUACUUUGUGCUCAACCUGCCAGUGCUUGUCAUUACCAUAUCUCACCAAGUAGCAUCUAAACAGAUUACUAGCUACAACCUAUACAGUUGGGCUGAGACGGUAGUGUUCAUAAAUUCAUCUGUCAAUCCGCUGGUUUGCCUGUGGAGAGUGAAGUCCAUUCGAAAUGAGAUAACAGGUUUAAGAAUUUGGAAGAGGUUGCAGCUGGCAAGACAUAGAUUCAAAAAAAGACAAGACGCCUGGGGUGAUACCUCUAGAUAA